Messenger RNA from Miniopterus natalensis, 890 nucleotides. The record is from RefSeq and is a predicted model, not a curated record. Lineage: Eukaryota; Metazoa; Chordata; Mammalia; Chiroptera; Miniopteridae.
AUGACAGGUGUUUGCUGCCUGGUCCUGGUCGCGCUGAGCCUGUGGCCAGAUAGAGCCGCUGCCCCGGGGCCACCUCCCGGCCCCCCGAGGGCUUCGCCAGACCCUCGGGCCGAGCUGGACAGCGCCGUGCUCCUGACGCGCUCCCUCCUGGCGGACACCCGGCAGCUGGCCGCACAGCUGAGAGACAGAUUCCCAGCCGACGGAGACCACAACCUGGACUCCCUCCCCACCUUGGCCAUGAGCGCAGGAGCGCUGGGCGCCCUGCAGCUUCCCGGCGUGUUGACGCGGCUGCGGGCAGACCUGUUCUCCUACCUGAGGCACGUGCAGUGGCUGCGCCGGGCGGGGGGCCCUUCCCUGCGGACCCUGGAGCCCGAGCUGGGGGCCCUGCAGGCCCGGCUGGACCGGCUGCUGCGCCGGCUGCAGCUCCUGAUGUCCCGCCUGGCCCUGCCCCAGGGGCCCCCAGACCCACCGGCGCCCCCACUGGCCCCGCCAGCCUCAGCCUGGGGCGGCAUCCGGGCUGCCCACGCCAUCCUCGGGGGGCUGCACUUGACCCUGGACUGGGCGGUGCGGGGCUUGCUGCUGCUCAAGACUCGGCUGUGACCCACCACCCAGAGCCAUCAGCAUCCUUCACUGCCAGACCUUAUUUAUUUAUUUAUUUUGGGACUGGGGGCGUGGCAGCCAGAGGACCCCCCUUCCCCAUUAUCUCCCCCUAGUUAGAGACAGUCCCUCCAGGAGACCUGAGCAGGGACACCUGUGCCUUAUUUAUACUUAUUUAUUUCUGGGGAUGGGUGGGAGGCAGGUGGACUCAGGGGUCCCCAGUGGGAGGGGACUAGGGUCCCUGAUUCUUGGAUCUCUAAGAAGUCAGGCCGCCGUGUCUCCCUGGCCCCCAC